UUUCAUGUCAGUGUUUGAUACACACCACUUUAUAGUAAGCAGCAAGAACUAUACAACAGUCCACUGUGUGACAUUAAUCUCUCUUUUUCCUUAAAAGUAAAAAAAGACCUUAUUUUGAUUCUUCCUCUGGACACUUGAAACCCACAUCUUCUAUAAACUUCUCAAUUCUCAUGUGCUGAGAAAGAAACCAAAAACACAAGUAAAGAAAAAAGAAGGAAAAACUGUGCCAAAGGCAAACAUGAGACAUCUUCUUUACAUUUUCUUCUUCAUUGCCUUUCUCGGUUUUGCAGAAGCUGGUCAAGAAUCCACACAGAUCGAAGCUCUAAAUCUGCAUCACAAAUUCCUUCAAUUUCCUCAGGCUACUGAUCUUGAUCUUGCUGUUUCAGAGAGCGACAACAAAACCAUUACCGAGAUUUCCUCUAGUAUCAUCAAAGCUGAAACUUGGCUUAAAACUCAUGUCCUCUCUCGUUACCCUUCCAUCAAAAUCACCACCAUUGUUGUUUUUUUCCCUUAUACUUGCCAAACCACACAGCACAAACCCAGCUUCGAUCUAGCUCUAUCUUCUUUGAAAAACAUUUACCACUCUCUCAAAAGAUGGGGUCUUGAGAAGGACAUCAAAGUAUCCUCUGGCUUCCCUUACCAGUGCUUAAACAACCCGAAAAGCUCAGAAAUGUUCAAGCCCGUUCUCAUCUUCCUCAAAACCAUAAACUCCACUUUCACCAUAAACCCACCUCAAAGUUUCCUUUCUUCACCUGAGAACCAUCUAGAUUUGCUUCAUUCCGUGGAAAAGUUCGGAUCUUUGAGCUUCAACAAAGUCAAUUUCUUAAACCCUGAACCAGAAGAAGCAACUACAAGAAGAAAUCUGAGAUCUUUAAUCAGCAUUAGCAACAAAUUCACAGUCUCUUUCCCAACAUUACCCUCUCCAUCACCAGAAAACUCACCAAUUCACUCCUCAAUCGGAUCUUCGUCUCCACCAACAGUGCCCUAUUUCCCUGAAUCUCCACAAUAUCCGCCGGAGCAAUCUCCGGUUUCCUCUCCUCCUCCCCAAUUUCCGCCCCAACCGUAUCAAGGGGCUUCUCUUCCGCCAUGCCUUCCUUCUCACUGGGCGCCGUCUCCAUCUCCGGUGAAGAAGAAAGACGUGGAAGGGCUAUGGUGCGUGGCGAAACCGAGCGUAGCGGCAGAGACAUUGCAACAGUCUUUGGACUUUGCGUGUGGACAAGGAGGAGCCAAUUGCGAUGAGAUCAAACCCCACGGGAUAUGUUACUAUCCAGACACAGUCAUGGCUCAUGCAUCUUACGCUUUCAACAGUUACUGGCAAAAGACUAAACGAAACGGAGGCACUUGCUCUUUCGGUGGAACCGCCAUGCUUAUCACAACUGACCCAAGUUAUCAGCAUUGCCGGUUUAUUCUAAGUUGAGAUUUGUCAGCCAUGGAAGGGCUGGACUGUGAAACCACGGAACCAAGAAGAAGAAUAAUAAUUUUAAUUUCUAGUGAUCUCUCUAGUUUUGUUAAUUUAAACAUCGUUACUAGACUCUGUUAACCAUUAUUUAGGGUUCAUCAAGCUGUUAUUGUUAAAGGGCUUUGUUACUAUUAAUUAUUGAUACUUUAAGCCGUUAUUCGGCCCAGUUAUUACUGU
Molecule: messenger RNA, 1636 nt
Organism: Capsella rubella
Lineage: Eukaryota; Viridiplantae; Streptophyta; Magnoliopsida; Brassicales; Brassicaceae
Product: glucan endo-1,3-beta-glucosidase 13
Exons: 3
Coding region: 239-1417 (392 amino acids)
Biological process (GO): carbohydrate metabolic process
Molecular function (GO): hydrolase activity, hydrolyzing O-glycosyl compounds
Source: RefSeq, a predicted model, not a curated record